CCCACACCGCGCCACCCCCCCACACCCCUCACCCUCCUCCUCCUCCCUUCAUGGAUCCCCCGCGCCCGCCCACGGUGCUUCUGACCGCCGCCCGCCGGCGCCGCCGCGAUCCUCCUCCUCCUCCUCAGCUCGGCCGUAGCGGCGGCGGCACCGCCCCGAAGGUUCCUCAGCCCCGGGCGCUGCCCGCGGGAGCCGAGGCUCGCGUCCCGCGCCUUGGGGAGCCGCUGGCGCGCCGGGAAGCGAUGCUGCGGGUGCUGGACGCCGGGCUGGAGCGGUGCCUGGCGCUGCACUCAGCCUACAUCCCCGUGCCCCGGCACAGGAAGCUCUCGGGUAAGGCCGGUAUCGACGAGGUGAUGGCAGCCGCGGUGCUCACCAGCCUCUCUGCCAGCCCGCUGGUGCUGGGCCACCCGCCAGCCACCCCUGCCCCAGAGCCGGGCGGUGAGGUCUGGAAGGAGGCGCCUGCCGUGUCCUCCAGCUGCAGCAGCAGCAGCAACACCAGCGGGGACUGGAGCUGGGACCCCCCCAGCGACCGCUCCACCCCCUCCACCCCGUCACCUCCACUCUCCAGCCACGUCCCCAGCACCUUCCUGCCCGCCCCGCUGCCGGACGACGGCCCCGACGAGCCCGACGGCACACACUUCGUCUUUGGAGAGUCCAUCCCGAGGAAGAGGAAGAACUCCAGCAAGGUGAUGUUCAAGUGCUUGUGGAAGAGCUGUGGCAAAGUGCUCAGCAGCUCCUCAGGGAUGCAGAAGCACAUCCGAACCAUGCACCUUGGCCGCAGAGCCGACCUGGAGCAGAGCGAUGGCGAGGAGGAUUUCUACUACACGGAGCUGGACGUGGACGUGGAGUCGCUGACGGACGGGCUCUCCAGCCUCACGCCCGUCUCGCCCACCUCCUCCCUGCCCCCUGCCUUCCCCAGCCCUGAGCCGCCGGGCCCGGCGCUGCCCACCCCCGACCCGGCGCUGCCCUCGCCCUGCAGCCCCCCGGCCGCCCCCAGCCUCUGCCACGUCCACACUGACCACGCGUACCAGGGCUGCCCGGCCCCCCCACAGCCCCCCGUGCCCCCCGCCGUGCCCGUCCCACUGCUGCCACCCAAACCACCCGCCAUCCCCAGGAGGCCGCGUGGGGAGGCCAAGAAGUGCCGCAAGGUGUACGGGAUGGAGAACCGGGAGCUGUGGUGCACGGCGUGCCGCUGGAAGAAGGCCUGUCAGCGCUUCCUCCACUGACCCUGCCCCUGCUCCCUCCUUCUUGCACAUUUUGCACUCGAGGUGCCUUCGUGCCCCCCCCCCUUUCACCCCCCACCCCGGGGCCCCCCCACACUCAGGGAACGGCCCCCCCCACCCCCACCCCAAAAGCUUUAUGCACACACGGCCCCUUCCCUGCUGCCCCCACCACGGAGCUCGUGUCCCCCCCCACCCCUCAGCCCUUUCCUUUCCCCUUGACAAUAAGCUAAAUGUGCCCCGGGGGGGGGCUGCUGGGGGGGCUGCCCCUGGGCCCCUCCCCGGGCUGGGCUGGGGACCCCCAAACACGCCGUGCCUGUGGCUGGCAGGGGCUGGGAAAGGGGGUGUCGUUCCUCCCCCCUCCCCCAGCUGCUCCCCCAGUGCCCAGGGCAGAGCUAGGCGCCUGCCCUGCCCCCUCCCUCCCUCCCCGGGGGUUUUUUACUCUUUGUAGGUGGUUUCUCUCCGUGCUGGGGGGGGGGAAGCUCCGGGAAGUGCCUGCAGGAACGCGCCCAUUUGCACUAAAGCCAAACUGCACAACCAGGCUCCUUCCCAAGGGCUGUUUUGGUUCUUUUUUUGGGUUUUUUUUUUUCUUCUCUCCUUUGUGUGUUUUUAUUUUUUAAAUAAAAUAUAUGAAAAGUCAUAUUUUUAAAUACACCCCCCCACCCCCCUCCCUGGGGGCUCAGAGCCCAGCAGCCACAGCCCUGCAGCAGCGUGCCCAGGGCAGGGGCUAAAGGGCUUUUAUCCCCUUCACACCUCUUUUCCUCCCUCCCCACACCCCCUGUUUCCCCCCAGCCCCUCUCUCCUCUCUCCUCCUGGCACUCAGGACGGGGUCUGCCUGUGCCACACCACCCCCCCAGCUGAGGAUGGGUGGGAGGGGGAUGAGGAGGGGUGGGUGGCUUUGCCUCCCCCAGCCUGAGUCCUCUUGCAGGAGGGGUCCCUUCUCAUCAGGGACCCCCCCCAGUCCUCGCAGGGUCCCCCCUGUCCACCUGCUUGGGCGCCAGGGCCGUGCCAAGCUGUGCCCCUGCCUGCCCCAGGGACUGGCUGUGGCUGAUCCACAAGAGAGAAAGAAAAUAAAUAUUUGGAUUCUU
Molecule: messenger RNA, 2308 nt
Organism: Colius striatus (speckled mousebird)
Lineage: Eukaryota; Metazoa; Chordata; Aves; Coliiformes; Coliidae
Gene: SLC2A4RG
Product: SLC2A4 regulator
Exons: 8
Coding region: 51-1226 (391 amino acids)
Biological process (GO): regulation of transcription by RNA polymerase II
Cellular component (GO): nucleus
Molecular function (GO): DNA-binding transcription factor activity; RNA polymerase II cis-regulatory region sequence-specific DNA binding
Source: RefSeq, a predicted model, not a curated record